Molecule: messenger RNA, 952 nt
Organism: Copidosoma floridanum
Lineage: Eukaryota; Metazoa; Arthropoda; Insecta; Hymenoptera; Encyrtidae
Gene: Nup160
Product: nuclear pore complex protein Nup160
Cellular component (GO): nuclear pore
Molecular function (GO): structural constituent of nuclear pore
Source: RefSeq, a predicted model, not a curated record
CUCAACGAUGUAUGAACAAGCCGUCCGUCUUGGUCAAGAACCUCCAGUAUUAUCAUUUUUAUUAAGACAAGCGCGUUGUUAUCUUGCUGCUAUGAACGCUUUGCAAUUGGUAGAUAAUGAUUAUAGAUGGAUAGUUCGACCAUUUUUUAAAAGAAAUUGUGAAGACAAGGAUUUUUGUUGGACUAAUAAAAAAAUUUUAGAUUCUAAUGAAAUUCUACGAUACAAAAUAGUUAACCAUUUAGAAAUUUUAGAAGUUAACGACAUAAAAAAAGAAUAUUUAUUAUGUGAAGCUCAACUUAAAAUCGUCCAACUAAAUUCAGAUAUAUGUACUUCAGCUCAACCAAAUCCAUCAGAGAUAAUAACUGUUUUAUCUAGAGUUGGCCUAUUUUCGAACGCUUUGGACAUCUGCGAAUCAUUUGAUUUAGACAAAACUUUUGUUUUAGAAACCUUAGCUGCUGAGUGUGCAAGAUCAUAUCGUUAUAAUAAUUUGAAAUCAUGGGACUGGCUUUAUCUAAAUGACAUUUCUGAUCUAAGCCUCUUAACUACUAGUCCACCUAACCUUGCUUGGAAUCUUCUACAAAGUUUGAUGGAGAAAUACGAAAAAAAAGACAAGAGUAGUUUAUAUAAAGGAGUGGCAAGACGUUUAUAUCAAAUGGGUUCAUUUAUUCCUUCAUGGCUUUUUCAAUCAUACGCAAAAGCUCUUGAUCUCAUCAUAGUGAUCAGCUACCGAGUUCGCAUUGAGGUGCGCUACGCGAAUUACAAGACGCAACGGACGACCAGUAGCAGCGGAGGACGGGGUUGCAUGUUAAACCAACCUCGCCAGAUCAGCCUUCGCGAGUCCAGUCUUUUGUUUGAAGAAAGAGCCUGUAAACAGUGUCAGGUAGGAUCUCAUAAAAACGAACGGUUGAGUCCAAUUGGGCCUCUGGCAGUAAGGUGCUUAGUUUUAGUUUGA